AUGGAGCCUGGACCAAGAUGUCGGUGCAAACCUGGGUUUGAGGGCAAUAUUACUCGGAAUGGCAUGUCUGUCUCCGGCCGCUGCGAGCCGGCACCUUGUGGCGUUCGAAAUUCCAAUUCCGGGCUAGGUCCAGCGUGUCGUUGUGCAAAGGGUUUUUUUGGUCUCAUCAUGUGGAGUGGCGCCGUGGCUUCCGGAUCAUGCGUGCCUGGACCUCUGUGUUCCAGCAGCAUUGCAUUCUUCACGCACCUCCAGGCAGAUCUGGAAACCAGCGGUACAGGCACCGGUUCCUGCAAAGCAGGGCAGGCAGUACUGGCUCGAGGCCAUGCAGAUAUUGAAUUCGGGAGGGAGGGUAUCUCUUGGACCCUGGCGGAGCCUAUGCCACCGAAUUCUUGCCACCUGGACAGGUCUGCCGUACAGAUGCUGGCAGACAAUUAUUCGUUUCCGGCUGGGUGUUCCGCCACACCAGCCCAACCCCGAUGCUCCUCAGAUAUCGUGUACCCCAUCACCGUCGUCAAUGCCUCGCAGCACUCUUGUUCGAAUUGCAACGUGGAUGGGUAUGCCCAGGUGGAGUUCCGAGGUCGGCUUUGUGGGUACGACCUCAUCCAGUGGGACUCCUUCACCGUUUCACCUGGCUCGUCUGCGUCGUGCGACUGCUUCUUGCACCUUAAGUGUGGCCAGCCACCGACUGACGAACUUCCACGAUCUUGUAACCACUUCUCUGAGCCUGCGGUUUUGGAGUUCAUGGAGGACAAUAUCACCUUCAUGUACAUGCUUUUUGACAGUGGCGUGGCAUCUUUGUCCAGUGGCAACGCUGAGUGGCAGGCAAGGGAAGCUGCUACUGCUACUACUAGCUCACGAUCCGAUGCUUGGUACUUUGAUGGGGAGUGCCUUUCGGUGCCAAGGGCUCCUCCAUCUCCCGACUGGAUAAUCCGGCUUGUGAUUAACGAUGGAUCCGUUUUCAAUUCUACAGAAGAUGGAUUGGUGAGAGUUGCUGGGGUGCCUCCACUCUGGUGGUCAUAUAACUUCCAGAAGGAUGCCACGUUGCCCGGUCCUUUCAAUGCAGAUAAACUGCUGGGGCACAAGGUCGUGUUUGGCUCCCUCGGUGUCUGCUACAGCGCAGAGUUGGGCAGGGAGUUCUUGGCAGUCCCUGCGCAGGGAGAUUGUGCUUCCCAGAACUUCGCCUCAGAUAUGGGCACCAGGUACGUGUACCUGUCUUCAGCCUAUGGGAUCCAAAGCUACCGUUCCGAGCGGAGCUGUUUCCCUCUCGCAGCCUUCGAAGAGCUGCAGCUGGAGGUGGUGGAUGUUACAACAGCAAAAGGCGACGACAACUUCACGGUUUCUAUCUCUCCAUGCCGAACCUACGUCCGCUUCGUCGUGGAUGCCGAGCCCCGGCAGUCGCAUUGCCGAAACAUGGCGAGGAUGACCCAUGGCUGA
This is a messenger RNA of Symbiodinium sp. CCMP2592, 1434 nucleotides long. Lineage: Eukaryota; Dinophyceae; Suessiales; Symbiodiniaceae. The record is from the annotation of a GenBank genome assembly.